This is a messenger RNA of Tribolium castaneum (red flour beetle), 7527 nucleotides long. RefSeq names its product Mi-2 (gene Mi-2). The coding region runs from base 147 to 6056 and encodes 1969 amino acids. Lineage: Eukaryota; Metazoa; Arthropoda; Insecta; Coleoptera; Tenebrionidae. Gene Ontology annotation, cellular component: nucleus; chromatin. Gene Ontology annotation, molecular function: chromatin binding; ATP binding; DNA binding. The record is from RefSeq and is a predicted model, not a curated record. Gene Ontology annotation, biological process: chromatin remodeling; negative regulation of transcription by RNA polymerase II. The transcript has 7 exons.
UUGGCAGCAUUGUCUAGGAAAGGGGAUAAGAGUGAAGUGAGGGAAAGAACAACUAUCCAAGAAAAGCCGUGUAAAGUUUGUUUCUUGUGGAUUUUCCUGAAUAAAAAGUGAACAAUUAGUGCAAUUGUCGUUGAGUGGCCCGCGUGAUGGCUUCCGACGAAGAGGUCGAGGACUCUUACGCCGGGGAGGAGGAGGCUCAGGAGGAAGCUGCGGGGGAUCCCGUCGACAACGAGCCCGAGUCCGACGAAGCCCCAAUCAAGCAUGGAAAGUUACAGGACGAGGAUGAUGACUACGAACCGGAGGAUGCACGAAAGAAGAAAAAGGGGAAAAAGCGGAAAGCAAGAGGCGAGGAGAAGAAGGGCAAGAAGAAAAAGAAGAAACGGAGAAAUGACAGUGGAGACGAGAGUGAUUUCAUCCUGGAUGAGGAUAACGGGGCCGGCGACUCGGACUAUGCCACCAGCAAGAAGGGUCGCAAAUCGCGCAGCUCGACCAAACACCCAUCAACGCCUUCAACUCCAGCUGAGAACACUGCAACCGGAAGUGGAAUGCCCACAAUUGAAGAAGUGUGCUCAACUUUUGGCCUAACCGACGUUGAGCUUGAGUACACCGAGUCCGAUUUCCAGAAUCUCACGACUUACAAACUCUUUCAACAACAUGUGCGCCCCUUACUUACUAAAGAGAAUCCAAAAGUUCCUAUGUCGAAACUAAUGAUGUUAGUUGCGGCAAAGUGGCGAGAAUUUUCAAAUAUCAAUCCGAAUUUGCAAUCGGAUAACAAUGAUGCAAAUGUUGGGUCAUCGGCAGAGUCUGAUUCGUAUCCGAGGCCAGGACGACCCAGGAAGGAAAAGCCGGAGUCGGAAGCUUUUGACGACGAUGAUGAAGACGACGACGAUGACGAUGGGAAGAAUAAGAAGAAGAGGAGUGGGAGAGGGAAGAAGUCUUCGAAGAAGGCGUCCAAGGUGCCCACCUUGAAGAUCAAGCUGGGGAAGAGGAAACGCGGAAGUUCGGAAGAGGAAGGCGAUGGCAGCGGCGCCGGUUCAGACCGCGACUCCGACGCCGAAUUCGAGCAAAUGUUGCAAGAGGCCGACGAACGUAAAGCCAAUGCUGCCGCCGCCGCCGCCCCCGCAGCCGGCGAAGAAGCCGGUCCUUCCGAAAACGCCGACGAUGGCCCACCACAACCCCGCCGAAAGGCCAAAACGAAAUUCGGUAACAAAGCUAAGAAGAAGAAGGGCAAGAAAGCCGGUGGUAAACCGGAAGAAGAACACUACGAGCACCAAGACUACUGUGAGGUGUGCCAACAAGGGGGCGAAAUUAUCCUUUGUGACACCUGUCCGAGAGCGUACCAUUUGGUAUGUCUCGAUCCAGAGCUUGAGGACACUCCUGAAGGAAAAUGGAGCUGUCCUCACUGCGAAAACGAGGGUCCUGCUGAGCAGGACGACGACGAGCAUCAGGAGUUUUGCAGGAUUUGUAAAGACGGCGGAGAGUUGCUCUGUUGUGAUUCCUGCCCGUCGGCGUAUCACACGCAUUGUUUGAAUCCCCCAUUGGUCGAGAUUCCCGACGGGGAUUGGAAAUGCCCCAGGUGUAGUUGUGCACCUUUGAAGGGGAAAAUCGCGAAGUUGUUCACCUGGAGGUGGGUUGAGGAUCAAAAUUCGAACGGAAACGAAGCCGAUAAAGACCAGAACGGGAAAAAUAAAAAACGGAAGCGACAUCGCGAGUUUUUCGUCAAGUGGAUGGAUUACUCCCAUUGGCAUUGCAGUUGGGUGUCUGAGCUUCAAAUCGAAGUAAACCAUCCGUUGUUGUAUCGAAAUUUCGUCCGAAAGUACGACAUGGAGGAACCACCGAAACUGGAGGAGAGUUUGGAUGAAAUGGACCAGCGUUCAAAACGUUUACUGAGUCUAGGGUGUGACUAUAAGGAUGCCGAGCUCGAGGAGCGCUUCUACCGUUAUGGUAUUAAACCCGAAUGGCUGGUGGUGCACCGUAUCAUCAACCAUCGGCAAAUGAGAGACGGUCGUACCCUCUAUUUGGUCAAAUGGAGGGAGUUAUCGUACGAUCAAGCCACUUGGGAGGAAGAAAGCGACGAAAUUGUCGGCCUGAAACAGGCGAUUGAGUAUUACAUGGACCUGCGAGCGGCCUGCACGCAACAAAACGUCAGUAGCAAAGGUAAAGGGAAAAAAGGGAAGAAAUCAAAAACGCGGGAAUUGUUGGAUGACGAAGACCGAACCACUGCCCGACGUUACACCCCGCCACCAGAAAAACCAAUCACUGAUUUGAAGAAAAAACUCGAUAAACAACCGAGUUACUUGGACGAAAGCGGCAUGCAAUUGCACAAUUACCAACUCGAAGGUCUCAACUGGUUGAGAUACUCGUGGGGCCAAGGCAUCGAUACAAUUUUAGCCGAUGAGAUGGGUUUGGGCAAAACCAUCCAAACCAUCACCUUCCUGUAUUCCUUGUACAAGGAAGGGCACUGCAAAGGCCCGUUCUUGGUCAGCGUACCCUUGUCGACCAUCAUCAACUGGGAGCGAGAGUUCGAGACGUGGGCCCCCGAUUUUUACGUCAUCACCUACGUCGGCGACAAAGACUCUCGAGCGGUCAUCCGGGAGAACGAAUUCAGCUUCGAAGAAAACGUGAGCAAGAGCGGCCGCAUAUCCCGUGUCAAAGCCAGUUCGAUAAAAUUCAACGUUUUACUCACAAGCUACGAAUUGAUUUCAAUCGAUGCCACUUGUCUCGGCUCAAUCGAAUGGGCCGUGCUCGUAGUCGACGAAGCCCACAGACUAAAAAGCAACCAAUCGAAGUUUUUCCGUCUGUUAAACAGCUACAACAUUCAAUACAAACUCCUACUGACCGGAACCCCGCUCCAAAACAACCUCGAAGAGUUAUUCCAUUUGCUGAACUUCCUCAACAGUCAGAAAUUCAACGAUCUUGCCACCUUCCAGAACGAAUUCGCCGAUAUUUCGAAAGAGGAACAAGUAAAGAAACUACACGAGCUCUUAGGACCGCACAUGUUGCGACGUUUAAAGGCUGAUGUUUUGAAAAACAUGCCGUCAAAGUCCGAGUUUAUCGUCCGUGUUGAGUUAUCACCAAUGCAAAAGAAGUACUACAAGUACAUUUUGACCCGUAAUUUCGAAGCUUUGAACCCGAAAGGAGGCGGCCAGUCCGUCUCACUCCUAAACAUUAUGAUGGAUUUGAAGAAAUGUUGCAACCACCCUUACUUAUUCCCCGUCGCGGCGGAAGAAGCCCCGAUUGGUCCAACUGGUGGUUACGACAUCCAAAGUUUGAUUAAAGCUUCCGGUAAAUUAGUUUUGCUAGCGAAAAUGUUGCGAAUUUUGCGGGAACAAGGCCAUCGUGUCUUGAUUUUCUCACAAAUGACCAAGAUGUUGGACAUUUUGGAAGACUUCCUCGAGGGUGAAGGUUACAAGUACGAGCGUAUUGACGGUGCGAUUACUGGAAGUUCGCGACAGGAGGCUAUUGAUCGGUUCAACGCACCUGGGGCGCAGCAAUUCGUGUUUUUGUUGUCGACUCGAGCCGGUGGUUUGGGUAUUAAUUUAGCGACGGCUGAUACUGUAAUUAUUUACGACUCGGAUUGGAAUCCCCAUAAUGAUAUUCAGGCCUUUUCGCGGGCCCAUCGUAUCGGUCAGGCGAACAAAGUCAUGAUUUAUCGGUUUGUGACGAGGAAUAGUGUGGAAGAGAGGGUCACACAGGUGGCCAAGAGGAAGAUGAUGUUGACUCACUUGGUCGUAAGGCCGGGGAUGGGGGGCAAAGGAGCGAACUUUACCAAGCAAGAAUUGGACGAUAUUCUACGGUUUGGUACGGAGGAGCUGUUCAAGGAGGAUGAAGGGAAGGAAGACGAAGCGAUUCAUUAUGACGAUAAAGCAGUUAAUGAAUUGCUCGAUCGUACUAAGGAGGGUAUUGAGCAGAAGGAAAACUGGGCCAAUGAGUAUUUGAGUUCGUUCAAAGUGGCGAGUUACGUGACUAAAGAAGGCGAUAAUGAGGAAGAAGUCGAUACUGAGAUCAUUAAACAAGAGGCGGAAAAUACAGACCCGGCUUAUUGGAUCAAACUUUUGCGUCACCACUACGAACAGCAACAGGAAGAUAUCGCCCGGACGUUGGGUAAAGGCAAACGUGUCCGAAAACAAGUCAAUUACAACGAUGGUGGCAUGACAACUGACACACGUGAAGACUCCACGUGGCAGGAGAAUCUCUCCGAUUAUAACUCGGACUUCUCGGCUGGGUCUGACGAAGAUAAGGAAGAUGACGAUUUCGAUGAGAAGAAUGAAGGCGAUCUCAAUCGGCGAAGUCGGCGACGAAUGGAACGUAAAGACGAACGUGAUAGGCCACUACCGCCACUCCUUGCCCGCGUUGGAGGCAAUAUCGAAGUUCUUGGGUUUAAUGCCCGGCAAAGAAAGGCAUUCCUUAACGCUAUUAUGCGGUAUGGUAUGCCUCCACAAGACGCCUUCAAUUCGCAAUGGCUGGUCAGAGAUUUGCGUGGCAAAUCGGAGAAGAACUUCAAAGCUUAUGUGUCGUUGUUUAUGCGACAUUUGUGUGAACCUGGGGCUGAUAAUGCCGAUACGUUCGCCGAUGGAGUUCCAAGGGAAGGUUUAAGUCGACAACAUGUUUUGACCAGAAUUGGGGUCAUGUCUUUGAUACGUAAGAAAGUACAAGAGUUUGAACAUAUUAAUGGGGAGUAUAGCAUGCCGGAAGUUAUCAAAAAGACUAUCAUGGACCAGAAUAAGUCCAACGAAGCCGAAACACCCAAAAGUGCUACUACUAGUACUAGUGCUACACCGGCGACUAGUGCCGCCGCUAGCCCGGCACCGGUUAAGGAAGAACCAGAGAAAGGGAAGGAAGAGAGUGAAGAGAAGGAUAAGGAAGUGAAGACCGAUGGCGAAGAAAAAGAGAAAGAAAAGGAGAAGGAGAAUACGCCUGAAGAAUCGGUCAAAGAGAAAGAGAGUGAGACAGUAAAGCCGCCUGAAAGCAGUGAAACCGAGCAAACGCCGGAGGUUAAGACUGAAGAGCCCACUGCAGAACCGGCGGAAAAGAAGGAAGAAACCGGGGAGAAGGAAGAAGCUGAGAGUGCCACUAAAGAACCAGCCCCGAAAGAAGAAGAUGAAGUGAAGGAAACCAAGGUUGAAGAAGGGGAAAAGAAGGAGGAUAAGCCAAAACCGGCCGAGAAGAAGGAGGACGAAGCUGCGGAAACCACCCCAGAGGACAAGGAUAAAGACAAGGAGAAGGAAAAGCCGAAGGAGAAGAAGGAGAAAGAGGUGAUUGACGUCGACGAGGCAAAGAAACGCUUCAUGUUCAACAUCGCCGAUGGCGGUUUCACCGAACUGCACACUUUGUGGCUGAACGAGGAAAAAGCGGCGACUCCGGGCCGUGAGUACGAAAUCUGGCACCGCCGUCACGACUACUGGCUGCUCUCUGGGAUAGUAACCCACGGUUACGGCCGCUGGCAAGACAUCCAAGCCGAUGCCCGUUUUGCCGUCAUCAACGAACCCUUCAAAAUGGACGUGGGUAAAGGCAAUUUCCUCGAAAUCAAGAACAAAUUCCUAGCUCGUCGGUUCAAGUUACUGGAGCAAGCGCUAGUGAUUGAGGAGCAGUUGCGAAGAGCGGCGUAUUUGAAUCUGACUCAGGAUCCAAAUCAUCCGGCCAUGUCGUUGAAUGCGAGAUUCGCCGAAGUUGAGUGCUUGGCCGAGUCGCAUCAACACUUGAGCAAGGAGAGUUUGGCUGGGAAUAAGCCGGCUAAUGCCGUUUUGCAUAAAGUGUUGAAUCAACUGGAGGAGUUGUUGAGUGAUAUGAAGUCGGAUGUGUCGAGGUUGCCGGCCACUUUGGCGAGGAUUCCGCCGGUGGCGCAGAGGUUGCAGAUGUCCGAGAGGAGCAUUCUGUCGAGGUUGGCGGCCACGUCCUCGAGUAAUAGCCAGACAACAGCACAAGUGAUGAGUCAGUUCCCGCCCGGUUUCAACGCGGGCAGUCUGCCUGGCUUUGCGGCCGCGGCGGCCAACUUUGCCAACUUUAGACCCCAAUAUUCAGUGCCCGGGCAACCACCAACGGGUUUCCCAUCGUAAAAGCGAUGAAACUGUUUUCAGUGUAUUAUUUUGCUCAGAAGAAGCUCCAAAAUGUCUGGCUGUUGGUGUUUUUGAUUAGUGAAUUACUUAGCGUCAAAAUUGCAUUUAUUAUUUAUUUUUUUGAACAGUCUGUGUCCCCAUUGAUUUUAUUCUUUUAGCAUAUGGAGUAAACGAUUCUACAAAAAGUAUUUUAACUUCCGAAAUAUUUAUUUUAUUGUUAAAACGAAUUGUUUAGGUUAUGUGCUUCUUAAGCUGCGGAUGAGGACGCAGGGUGACCUGUUUUGUGUAUCUUCUGUAGUUUUUAGCAAUAGUAUAUACAAAUGUCCACUUUUUGUGAAGUGGGGUAGGAUUUUUUAACUGGUAUGUUUAUUCUCCAGCAUUCCUUAAAUAAGCAAAAUAGUAAACACAUUUAAAGUGGUGGUUUUAUUUAUCCAAAAAACAAAAUAAAAUAUAAAAAAUACAAAAUAAAAACGUCAUAAGGUGCAAAUUAAGUACAUAUUCUGUUAGGUAAAUAAGGCACAUUGUGCUUAAAAAACGCUAUAAAAUUGUAAACUUAUAUAAAAUCUCGUCAAGCCGAAGCUGGGGGCGGUGGAGACGACGGAGUGGGGUUAGCACUCCCGUUCUCCUGAGACACCCUCCUCUGCAUGGCAAGCCUCCUCUGGACCCUAGCCGAACGUUCGACUUUCAAAGUUCGGAAAAACGUGUAAAAGAGAAACACGCCCAGAGCUUGAAAAACGCAACAGGAGAAACCCAUGAUGGCGGCAUCAAUCAAUAAAAUCUUCGCGUAGCUGGCCAGCGGUUUCUGACACCCCAUUUGGUAUAUUUCCGUACAGGUGGAAUUUUGCAGCCCGCUGUUGCAGCAAGAGAGCGGCAAAACGUUCUUUUUCUCGUACGCUUUAGCCCCAUCGAAUCCGCAGCACUUUAACUGAAAAAAAAAAAGUGUGACAGCGGUGGGAUUCGAACCCACGCCCUUUCGGACUGGUGCCUAAAACCAGCGCCUUAGACCGCUCGGCCACGCUGCCGGUGACCAAACAAUCCGAAAAGCCGGGUUUAAAAUUACCUCCGACUCCAUUCGGGCCCAAUCUUUCUUAUCGUAAUCGUUGUUGAGUAAAUCGUUGAAGGAUUUCUGCAUCAAAUGUAGCGAUUCGAUGUCGACUUCAUCCCAGAGGAUUAUCGACCAGACUCCCACUGCACAUUCCGCAACCAGUAAAAUUACAGUAAUGACCAUAAACUGGAAUUUUCGGGUUUAUUUAUAAUGCGAGGGUUGUGUUAGAUUAGUUACCAAAAUAAUGUGGACGUCAUGCUCGCGAGACGGCCCUUUAACUCCCAACCAGGUGAGGAAAAGGUGAACAAACCCGAGCAAAAAAUAGAUAAUGAAAGGGCCAAUCGCACUCGAAGGGAUGAAUUUAAAAUGAUGUAUCACUUUAUAGAGAAGAACAACAGAAAACCCUAUUAAUAACACACCUGAAAU